Venturia canescens is the source of this 9835-nucleotide messenger RNA. RefSeq lists its product as uncharacterized. The record is from RefSeq and is a predicted model, not a curated record. Gene Ontology annotation, molecular function: guanyl-nucleotide exchange factor activity. The transcript is spliced from 13 exons. Bases 197 to 5113 code for a protein of 1638 amino acids. Gene Ontology annotation, cellular component: plasma membrane. Lineage: Eukaryota; Metazoa; Arthropoda; Insecta; Hymenoptera; Ichneumonidae. Gene Ontology annotation, biological process: Ras protein signal transduction; positive regulation of GTPase activity.
AAAAGUCAAAGCAGACUUGAGAAUAUUUAUAAAAGUUUGGGAAAUAAUAAAAAAUCAUAGUUAAAGCAAAAAAUCGUUGUAUUCGCUUAUGUAGUCGCAAAGCGGUUUCUCCGAAAGUGUUUGGCAAGUUAUCACGGUGUGUGGACUGGGUAGAAUCCUCGGCUACAUCGGCGGAAGACCGUCGGUGGGGGCCGCAAUGUCACAGUCCGGUUCUGGUGGGUCCAAUGGGCCUCAGACACAAGCCCAAGAUCAAGACCAGCGGUCCGGGGAGCAAAAAAAUGAUUCUGUAUUGCGGAGCGAUGGACAGACGUCACAAAUUCUCUGCCAGAAUGGUCGGGCAGAAGCAGGAACGACAGCGGUCGAUAACUUGAAGCCUGACAUAUCGAAUGGCUUUGAAAAUCGGACGAUAGAGUAUGAAAGAUUCGGAGUGCACGAUCGAAACCAAAGUACGGUCGGGGUUUUCGAACAGGCGCCCCAAACAAGAGCGCCCUUACAAUAUCCGGCGACCUUCAGUGAUUUGCCGCCGGAAUACACCGCUACUUCUCAACAAACGAUCCAGUAUCCCACCCUUCGGCGUCCAUCUACGACAGGGCAACUGGAAGAUCGACAUCCGAUAAUCGCUCAACUACCACCGCAGCAGUAUCAAACCGAAAAAGCACCGAGCGACAGAGUCCAACACGUAUCCCAGACAAGUACGCAGACUUUGCCGGUCCAAGCGCAGCCUCAUUUUGUGACGGAAUACGUGAGCGAUCAGGUACCUCAAUAUACACAGAUUCGGGCUGGUCAGUUUGAGGUACGAUCGCAAAUUUAUUCGCAGCAACAGCAGCCCCAGCAGCAGCUCAGAGAGUACGGAGAUCGAGCCGGUUACGUGACAAGAGAUGUCACGUACCGAGAACAAGCUGGAGCCUCCCUUUAUGGACACCCUCAAAGUACCGGAAAUCCAGUUUUCUCCGGAACUGGUCCUUACGUUACCGUUCAACACGCUGGUUCUCAACUACCUUCGCAGUCGACAAGCCCGCAGCCCCCUUAUUACACGGGCGUUGUCUUACCGAGCCAACCACCGCCAGGUUAUGGACAAUUCACCACUGGACAACCCCAGUAUCCGUACAGCCAGUAUCCCCAGACGGUGAUGAAUCCUAUUCCGUACACACCUCACGGAUCGAUCUAUCAGCCACAACAAUUCAGUCAACAAUCGCCUAAUCCACAAAGAUUCUCACAGGAUUUGUCCCAGUAUCAGGCCCAGCCGAUAAUCCAGCCAAUUGCUCAAAACGUUAUGACAGCAACGGAGAAACCUGGUGGACGUGGGCCCAAACCCAUGGUCCCACCGAGAGGAAACUCAAAGAUCACUCAUGGCGAUCCAAAUAUCAGGAAACAAGCAACUGUUGAAGUCCCCGGACAAAAGGCGGCCGCGGCUUUGCCACCCAAGUACGAAGCACCGAUUACCCAAAACCCUCAGGUAUCCCAAGAACAGGUUAUCCGAGGUGAAGCAACUCUCUUGAUCGCUGGUACUCAAGUUGGUCCCGACGGACAAGAGCGGCGAUUCUUGUCACCAAUUAAUCAAAACCCAAGAACCCGACAGGACGGUUUGUACGUUGAUCUCAACGGUGAACAGGUACCAAGAGACAACGCACCGGAAAGUAUUGCGUCAGAAUGUGGAUUCUAUGUUUCGAGAUCUGAACAUAGAAAGUCUGUUUCGGUGGAUGUUACAACAAGUUUCCAAAGACGCAACGAUACGAUAACUUUUACUUUUCCCGGUGACAAUGGUCAGCAUGAUACAAUAGCAAGCCAUAAGACAGCUUCUUUGGGUGAACGAAAAAGACCCGAGAGUACACAGGUGUUUCCUAUUGAAGCCAGACGAGUCGAUCCUGUUCUUCGAGUCCCACCGAUGACUUUUGAUCAGCGACAGGAGAAUCGGAAAAGUAUUGUUCCCGAGAGAAAACCAGAAUGGGGCAACGUAAGUCCGAAUCAGCGUCCAGGAACAAUGUCGGCUCAGGAGAACAGACGUUCGGAUUACUUCGAAGAGCAUAGACGAUCGCCAAUGAAUCUUGAAGCCAAGAGAAUGGAAGACGUUCGCAGAUCACCAAUGCCCUUCGUAUCGAUCAGAGAUUCCUCCAACGAUCGUGCCACCCAAAAAAGUCCUUCCUUUGGCAAUCAAAACUUCGAGAAAACGAGACAAGAGUUGGCCAUGUGGGCAGAGCAGCGACAGCGUCAGGAUCUCGAACGAGGAAUGUUCCCUAAUCAAAUGUUCUCCACAAGUCCGCGCUCCCGUAAUCCCUCGGAGGAGAGACGGGAAUCCAGGAUGAUUUCAUCGGCUGAAGAUUCUAGGAAAGAUCCUCGUUUGCCACCAGCUGUUUUUCAGCCCAUAUCCAAUAUAACGCAAAGCAGUAUAAUGGAACAACGACGACACUUGCGCCACGUUAGUGCUGAUCUCACCAAGCACAUGGAAUUUUCCAGGAAGGAUUUUGAUGACCAACCGAUCACAGGCUCCGUAGCAAACUUGGUCCCGGUGUUGAGUAAUACCAUAUCUUCGCAAAGAGCGAGCCCCAAUCUCUGCCACCAGUACCCUGCACUAAGUGAGGCGAAGCUAGACUCAAAGACUCUGCAGCUGACAGUUGUUACAGAUUUCGUGAGUGAUAACCAUACACCAAAAUCCGGAGGUGAGAGCAGCGAUCAUAUCAUCCAUAGUCACCGAAAAAGUCACAACGCCUCGACAAACUUAUUGACUCACAGCAAGAGUCAGGCUGAAAAUCUUCAGAGUCAAGCAGAAUCGCACAACGAGAAAAUCGAUUCGCUUCAGGCUCAACAGCAACAGCAGCAACAGCAAAAUCAACACAUGCAGAAUCAGCAGAUGCAAAAUCAGCAAAGUCUCGAUAUGAUAUCAGAAAAAUUGAGCCAAUUCGAGCGACAGCAGAGUGAUCUGCAAGCUAAAUUACAAUGCUUGCAGAAUCAAAAUCAAAUUCUUGAUAAAGUCGCGAUGUUUCAACAUCAAGCUGAUCUUCACGUGCGAUUUCAGUGUCUCCAGGAGAGACAAGGGGAAAAAUGUAUGAGGCAAUCGACUGAUUAUCAGCCCAAGAAUUUAGUAGCAGAAAUGCAGCAGAUGAAAUUGAGUCCUUUGCCAGAUCAUCUUCUCGAGGCCGCUAAUGACAAAGCAACUAAUGCACAAGAUCAGCCAAUACAGCAAGCUUCGCAUCGCCAAUCCCUUUUUCCAGUUCCAACUUACAUAUCGGCACAAAGUCUCCAGAGUCAGGCCUGUCAAUCUUUGACUUGUGAGCGGCUGUCACCCCGCUUACCACUUGUCGAUUCCGCAGAUCAAACUACGUCUGUAGUCGGACAAAUAGCGAUGGCGAGCAAUGCGGAAUUCGAAAGGAGCGAAUGCACUCGUAGCUCGUUGCAAUAUCGAUUGACGUGUCCGUCAGACGUUCCUGAGAACGUCCCGGUCGUGGCAUCCACGUCGGUUACAGCAAAUACGUCAACGAUUUCGGGAUCUAGCAACAUGACUGGGACCUUGAAAAAGGUGCCGCCGGAAAAACCACCCAGAACGUCCCUCAUAGUUCUGUCACCGGAAAUCGAGAGCAACAGAAGCCAGCCUGCGAUAGGACUCAAACAAACACCGAAGGCACGACCGACUAUCUUUGGAACCGUGGCAUCAGACCUGAAUCCGAAGGACGGCAACAGUCGACGGAGCUUGCCACAAACCCCUGCGGGCGGAGUCGGUGGAAAAGGUCUCGGUGGAGCUGGUUCAGCAUCCGGUAUGGUCAAUGGUGCCAGCUCGGAUCAUCAAGAUAUCCGCGACGCGAGCGCCAUAAAUCCAGAGCAUGCUCUAGUGUACCGGGACGGAAAUUUGGUAUCGGGGUCUCUAGAAGCUCUGGUACAGCAUAUGGUGCCUACGGAGGAGUAUUAUCCCGAUCGGGCAUACCUCUUUGCCUUUUUGCUGAGCGCGAGGCUCUUCAUCAAGCCCCACGAGUUAUUGGGGGACGUGUGCGCUCUCUGCGAACAUCAGCAAAACCUGAACGGGGAGGGUGGUAAGGAACGACUGCACCGGUUUGUUCCACGUUUGGUGCAGCUUCUAGCAGAAUGGACGGAGACUUUUCCGUAUGAUUUUCGGGACGAAAGAGUGAUGGGCCACGUUCGAUCGAUAACCCAAAAGGUAGCAGCGGUCGACGCCGCUGCGAGGCAGGAAGUGUCGGCUCUGCUGCAAAAUUUGCUGCUGCGAUUGACCGCUCUCGAAAGAUACGAGGAAGGAUUGGCGAGAUUGUCGACCGAGGCUGCCACGGACCAACUUACUCAGGUCGAUGUUACUGAGCUGUGCCCCUCAGCAACGGUUCUCGCACAACAACUGACUCACGUUGAACUCGAGAGGCUCUCUUACAUCGGUCCCGAGGAGUUUGUUCAAGCUUUCGCAAAGGAAUCACCUCACUUAGAAACUUCCUUCAAGGACAUGAAGAAGACACGAAAUCUCGAAUCGUACGUUCAGUGGUUCAAUAGACUGAGUUAUUUCGUAGCUACGGAGGUCUGCAAGCAUGCCAAGAAGAAGCAACGUGUUCGUGUAGUCGAGUAUUGGAUCGAAGCAGCAAGGGAAUGCUUCAAUAUUGGCAAUUUUAAUUCGCUCAUGGCAAUAAUCGCUGGUCUCAACAUGUCACCGAUUUCCCGACUGAAGAAAACGUGGUCUAAAGUCCAAUCGGCCAAAUUCUCGAUCCUCGAGCACCAGAUGGAUCCGAGCAGUAAUUUUAGCAGCUACCGUAGCACACUGAAGGCAGCUAUGUGGAGGAGUGCUGGAGCAACCGAUGAGAGGCAACGCAUCGUCGUGCCAUUUUUCAGUCUGCUCGUCAAGGAUCUUUAUUUUCUGAACGAGGGCUGCAGCAACAAACUUCCCAACGGACACAUAAACUUCGAAAAGUUCUGGCAGCUCGCCAAACAAGUGACCGAGUUCAUCGCUUGGAAACAGGUGGCCUGUCCAUUCGAGAAGAAUUCACGGGUUAUCGCAUUUCUUCAAGCCAGCCCAGUACUCACGGAAAAUGCACUGGCGCUGGCUUCAUUCGAGUGUGAGCCACCAGACAACAACCCAGAAAAAGAGAGAUACAAAGCUCUGAAGUCCGAAUUGAACGCCCAGUGAAAACGAGCUGCCAAAGAGUUCACCGAAUGGGAGAGGUAUUAAAGGAUAAGGACCUACAAAUAUUCACGAAUAUAAAAAUAAGAGAAAAAAAGAAUAUAAAGUAGCGGGUCCUAGCCGCCGAAGGUGGUAAGAUUCAGCCCUCGAAGGGCCUACGGCGAGAAAUAAACACGAAAUUAUCCGGUUCGUAGCAAAGACGAAAAAACAUCAUUGCGAUUCGUGAAUCCCUCGAAUUUCUUUCGAUCCAUUUUUCAAAAUCGAACCACGAAUUUUUUAAGUUUUACUUGUAGCGCGUAGAUAACAUUGUUCUUAUUUAUAAACGUGGAUACGAAAUUAUUCACAAAGUCUGAAAACGAAUUUGGAUAUGAAACCAUAGAUUUUGAACCUAAUCAUCACUGCACACGUGUACGACACAGAUGUGUUUUAUGAUAAUCGAAUUUCAAAUUUCUCAAUUACAAGAAAAAGAUAUCUCCAAGAAUCGAAAAAUAUCAAGAUAUAAUUGAUGAAUUUGCAUUCAUGGAGACGUCAAACUCGCGAUGACAUAACACCAAUUGUGAGGUAAAUUCGAAAGUAAUUUUCGAUGUGCGAUCAUCUGCCAGCCGCGAAGCGUGUCGCGCUCAUGAAAGAUGAAAAAAAAAGAAAAAAAAAACAGUAACAAAUUCAUGAAAAGUAAGCGUGAAAUUAAAAUCGCUUAGAAGAUUAAGCAUAGUUCCUAAGCCUCGCGUUGAUCUGCGUGGAAGAUUCUCAAAAUUGUUUUCAAUCGUUGAUCGAGCUUGUUCACCAAUUUAAAAAAAUUGUCGCGUAAAAAUCUGAAAAAUAAUUAUUGAGACGACCAAAAGAAUCGUAUAAUUGAGAAUGUGAAUCAUUCACGAGAUCGUAAAUCGUCGAGAAAAAAGAGAUAAAAGAAGAUGGUAAAUGGAAGCUUAUCAACGAUUGGACACGUUUCGAGACGCUACCACGCGAGUUCCUUUUGUAUAUAUUAAACCUUUUGAUAUACGCUUAAUGUAACAGAGUCUAGAAAUAAGCCAAGGGUACGUUUGAACAAUGAUUGCCGAUAUUUGAGUUAAUGUACUUACGACACACCAGCACACUAAAGACACAGCAUCCCGUCCCUAUUGCGUCGACAUAAAAAAAAAAGUAUGAUUUCAUAGAAAAUACAAUGGCAAUGCGGAAAAAAUAUCCUGACAAAGUGAAAUAGGAAGUUUUAGCAACGUUGAGAAAAUGCAUCGACAGAUUCAUUGCUAAAACGUAAAAUUGCAUUGGAGAUGCAAUUUUUUUUCAAUUACUAGAAUUUCGUUUAGUCGAAAAACCACUUGAACAGUAAUGGUUGAUAAAAGAUUCGUUGAAAAUGCAGCAUUUCAAUAAAAUGCAGUAUUCUUACUACUCACUCACGGUGGAUCUGUUGAUAAUAAGUUUAUCGAAAAUUCAGCGUGUUUGACGAGCCAAAACCGAGUCUGAUACACACAAAACGUUAAAAUUAUUCAAAUUAUUUAAUGACGAGAGGAAAAACGAUCCGGUCGAUGCUCGUCGAAUAUAUUUGUACGAAGAAUCCAUAGUUUAGUUCUUAAGUUCUUAAGACCCCCCGAAGCUUAAAACUUAUUGUACUUUGAAUUCGUACAUAAUAUAGGGACCAAGAGUUCUUUUUCUCCUUGGUAUAUGAUUUGAAGAAAAAAAAAGAAAAAACAAGAAAUAAGCAAACAAAAUACCGACGCAACACUCGUGGUUAUUUUUACAAUCACGUUAAUAAUGAAAAGAAAACAAUGCGGAAUAGCAACGUGGAAAAAGGCAAAAAUAAUGAAAAUAAAAUUAACCGAAUAUUUACAGUUUCGUCGUCAAUGGAAAUUACAAAAAAAAGUUUGAUUUUCUUGAUCAAUUACAAACGACUGUGGAAUGUUAAUAUUUACAUACUCUUGCACUCUCCUAGAAUGCGAGAUGAUCAUACGAAAUUGGAGGUUGGGAGGAAAAACAACGUUGAAGAGCAAUUUUUAACAAAAAAAAAAAAACAAACGAAUAUCGCUAAUAAACGAAAGUAAGUCAUUUGUCAGAAAAAAAACAGAAGAAAAUUGUUCAGUGUGCCGUCCGGCGGAUUUUUAUAAUUCAACCAAGCGAAUCGUCUUCCUCCAUUUUUUCCACCGUGCAUUUUUACGAUUCAUAAAAAUCCGACUGGUACUUCGCGCCUCGACAUCAUUUCUCUGAGCCAUAAAUUAAGAAGCAGAAAAAUGGAAAAAAAUAAAUCAAUCUGCAUAUACCAUGAAAAAAAAUCAAGCAUUUAUAUAGAGAGAACAAAAAGUACGUUACUAUAGCUCGUACAUCGAUCGUCACAUUGAAAUAUAUCGUCAGAUUUAAUAGUCGUCAGUCGUAAAAAAAAAGUCUUGUAGAAGCCAUAUUUCGAGAAUUCUUCGAAUUUCUACGUUUUUUGAUACUUUAUAUGUUUUUAUUUCCUCGUGGAAAAAAUGUUUCCCCACGCGGCUUCUAACGAUAUCGUACAAAUUGUUUCGAUAGAAUUUUUCAUAUUUAACAAUAUUUUCAAACCGAUACGAAUAGUUUUUAUAAAGCUGGCAAAGUCGAAUGAUUUGGAGAAUGUAACUCACUCAGCCUGUUGAGUGAUCACUCAACCCCUUUGGAUUCUCAGUCCGAUAAAAGUUUUGUAGAACAAUUUUUAUCCCCUUAAGAUUUUUAAUAAACCCCGAGACCUUAUGAGCCUUUAAUGAAAACUCGAAAAAAAGAACAGUACCAAAUUUCAUUUCGUAAAAUUUUUACAAACCAAACGGAAGCCAUUGCUCGGUAUACCUGCAAUCGCAUUUUUAUCACGAACGAAAUCUGGACUGAGAUUAUGGUAUUGGACUUAUUUACGUCCUAUAUGGCUCUAUAAAAGAAAUAAAAGGAAAUUUGAGAAAAGAAUUACAUAAACGAAACUAAGCGAGAAAAUAAGUUAACUUCGUGCUCGACCGAGACACUCCGAUAACUCUGACAUCUGUAAAUACGAAAAUCUUGUAUAUACGUAUAUACAUAAUACGUACCCCUAUAAACGAGAUAGAAAUAAGAGUAGUUUGUAAUCUACGAAGUAAGAUAUCCGCGAGACCGGUAAUUUCUAUGUGAAUUUCUGUUUGUCCACUUAUUUCCUUUCUCUGUUGGCCCAGCAUGAAAAACGAUAGAGAAAACACUCUACGAUGUUGAAAAAUUCACAUUGGAAAUACCCGUGUCGCUGGACUCGAGCGUUUGGAAGUUCUCACUCCAUCUAGUCACUAGAGGUUAGUUCCAUCUAAGCUUUUCCCAAAUGCCAGCCCAAAAUUCAUCGGAAUUUCAAUAAAAUCGACUUUAGUUUCAUUCAGGUCGAAUCCGAUCUCUGUUUAUUUUCACGUGGUUCAAUAUGUCAGCUCAUAACACGUGGCACUUUUGUUUUACCGGCAAAAUAACAAAUAUCAAUAACGUGAAGAAGCAACCAAGAUUUUCGAAGAAAUUUUCAUAGAGUGUAACGGAGAUUGUAAUGGCGAUUUUAAAGAAUUUCGUCUUUAAUUUUUGUCUGGCAUCGUAAGGAAGCUUUGAUUGUUUUUAUGCCUAAAUAAAAGCGAAUCAUUUUAGGCUUAUGAAUAUCAUUUAACGCCGCACGUUGUAUUUUUUUUUGCUCCACAUUCCCUCGACAGACCGGACACAAAACGAAAUAAGAAUCGUUGAAAAAAGUUAGAACUAAGCGUUUUUUUGUUCGCCGAAAUAUUGUUAUUUUAAUUUUUACUAUUUUAAUUGUCAUUAAUUUUAAUAAUUUAUGUUGCGCCGCUAAUCGAAAUUUAUUCGUCAUACACAGAGUUAUGAAACGAAUAUUCCUCCAUAUUUUUUCGUCCCACACUCUCCAACGUAUCUUUUAACCCACUCCGAUUCACGCACAAUACAAUCACGAUUUAAUUAUCGUCUAGCUUAUCGAUCAUGCAUCGACCCCAUAAAGCCCGAUCGAAAAUUCAUCAUUUCCCUUUUCUUCCCUUCGAUUUUUUCACUUAUUUCACGUAGAUCUCUCACGCUGCUCGAAUAUUUUAAACGAUAAUCGCACAACUAAUAGAUAGUACGGAAAUAAUUCGACUGUCAUAAUUGCGAGAGUGAUAAAUAUGUGUGAUUGUAAAACAAAUGGGCAAAUCUAUUGUCGUGUUAUUGAAGUUUACAUCAUUGAAAUGUGUUGCUAAUGCGUUCUUUUUCCAGUCUUUGAAUGCCUUGAAAUUUUUGAAACUUUUCUUCAUUCGUCAAUUUCAUUGUCACUAUCACCAGGCGACGACGUGUGUUCAGAAACCCAAAAACUUCUGGUUCAUAUUUUGUAACCAAGUUUCGUAAUUGAAAUUUCAACGAUACCAAAAAUUGGAGGACGUAGCGUUCCAUUCCAAUGAUGUGUACUCCAACGACAUUGAUCGUCAACGUCAUACCAUUUUAUUUUAUUUUUUUCUUAGAAGUAACGCCCAUCAGUUUUAUUUUUUCGUUUGAAUCGAUCCGCACUCACAUCCGUCUUGUAAAUACUUGGCCUCUUUGCGUAUUUUUUCACCUGAGUUGUUAUCGAUAAAAUAGACGAUCGAUUACGUUUUGGGGGACUAUAUUGUACAUAAGCUCGAUAAGCGUGAUUGCGAAUGAAAUAAAAUGAUGAGAACGGAUUGAGAUGAUAAACAAAAGAAAUACAAACAAACACGAAUUAUAAUUAUUGUAGAAACGAUGAUGUCUUAUGAAAUAGAGUCCAAGAUUAACAGCUCA